Molecule: messenger RNA, 1044 nt
Organism: Trichoplax adhaerens
Lineage: Eukaryota; Metazoa; Placozoa; Uniplacotomia; Trichoplacea; Trichoplacidae
Exons: 1
Coding region: 1-1044 (347 amino acids)
Biological process (GO): G protein-coupled receptor signaling pathway
Cellular component (GO): membrane
Molecular function (GO): G protein-coupled receptor activity
Source: RefSeq, a predicted model, not a curated record
AUGAAUAUCAGCAACAAUACUACAACGCCAAUAAGUAUAAAUGCCACAGCAUCUGCUGGAUUUCAAUACAUAGGUGGCGUUGUAACUCAAGUAUUAUUUGGAAUAAUUGCAAUCCUAUCGAUUGUCGGUAAUGCCUUGGUUUUAGCGCUCUUCUCAUACAGUAAACAACUUCGAAACUACUCCCAUGGGAUUUUAAUAUGGAAUUUAGCUUUAGUAGAUCUCUUAACCGGUAUCUUUAUUAUUGUUACACCAGCACAUAUUAUUCGUGAAGCUUAUCCCGAUCCGCCACCAGGUUUAGCUGGAAGUUUAUUUUGUAAACUGAUUGGUGUUGAAACAUUUACCUUUAGCUUUGGUGUGAUUUCCAUGUCCAUUUUAGCUAUCUUGAGUCUAGAGCGACGUUAUGGCGUUGUCAAGCCAUAUCUUCAUGCACGUUAUUUCCGUAGGAAUCGUACUAAGAUCAUGAUUGUAUUUGCUUGGAUUUGGGGGAUUAUCUUAAAUGUGACGAAUAUAAUUCAAGGAGUACAUCAUCAAGGCAGCCAACCUCCGUGUGGAUGGGAGAGCUUAGCUGGUGGACCGAUUGUGCAGAAGACAGUUUAUGGCAUUUUGUUUGUCUUGCGAUUUCUGCUGCCUUUGCUAUGCAUCGUUAUCUGCUAUGCCAAUAUAUUAGCCCACAUGAGAUCAACUAUUCGUGAUUUAACCGAAGCAAUGGAUAAAAAAGAGACGGUAACCUAUAAGAUUGCCAAGAAAGUAACCAUAACAUGCGCUGUAACAUCGCUGGCCUUUCUACUGUGUUGGCUACCAAAUCAAAUUUAUUUUACUUUAAUUAAUUUUCAAGCGGCAACGAUCAAUUCCGAUAUUCACUUUGUAACCAAAUUAUUGAUUCUAUUCAAUUCCUGUAUCAAUCCCUUCAUUUACGUCAGUAUAAAUCAUUAUUAUCGUCAAGAAUUUAUAAAAAUGAUGAGGUUAAAUAAUUAUUCAGGAUAUAAAUCUCGAGCAGCGAUGAUGUCAUUAUCACUUGCAAAUACGAAUAGCCCGACAGAAUAG